AUGAGCCUGAAAAUUACCGUGCGUAGUUGGUUCCCACCAGGGCAUCCGGAAGCCAGGAGAGUCCUGGUUCAUCCAGUCGGGAACUUUCUGCUGAUUUACUACGACUGCCCCCCAACUUGUCGCCAGAGCCACCAACUCAUCGUGGUCCAGACGCCUUUGCUGAGGCCUGGCCCCGGCGCGCACCAGGGCUGUCUUGAAGCACCUUCGGAGCUACUGCACUGGCGACCCCAGCUGGUUCGGAGGAAGAUGCUCUGCCCUGAGACGUUGACGACGUCGACCACGUCUUCCUCCUCCUCCUUGUCGUUGUUGUCUCCCUCCUCGUCAUCAUCCUCAGCCUCAGCUCGAGAGAAGAGAAGGCUCAUCCACAUGGCCAGCCCCAGCCUGGCCAACACCACAGUUGCCAAAAGGACCAGCAGCAGCAUAGCCACAGGUCAGCCUCCACAUUGCAAUAACUACACACUCUCUCCGCAGCAAGUGAUCUACAGCUAUACGUUUUGUGGAGUGAAGAAGCCCAUCCUCACCAAGGAGCUUAAGGACAAGAUCCCUGUCGCCCUGCGUCAGCACUACUUGGGCUUGUUCACCGAAGUGUGCCUUAAGUUCUCCUCUUCGCAUCUGGAGGCCAUCGAGAAGGCACAGUCAGAGGAGAAAGUGAUCUAUGACCAAAGUCCCAGCAAGAACAAGUACCUGAAUGCCGCUCUGCACACCCUGAAGAUGCUCAGGGGCCGGGUUCCCAGCGCCAUCCCGGGUCUCAGCAAGGCCACCUUGUACAACUGCCUGAAGGGUUAUCUGCUCACCGAGGAGCAGCGCAAGGGGCAUGGCUUCCCGUUCGAGCAUCCGGAGAGGCCAGGGUCGGCAAAGCUCUUCACAGGAGAGCCUCAGCUGAGCCCGGCACACAGGUUCUGCUGCCGCUGUGGCACCAAGUACCUCGUGUCAUCCUCAGGCCGCAGCCUCUGCUCGGAGCCCUGCGUGUACCACUGGGGGCGUGUCCUCUCCAUCCCCGUGCAGGGAGGCUGGCAGGUGCACUACUCGUGCUGCUACGCGCCCCUGGACGCCACAGGCUGCAAGGUGGCCAAGCAACACGUGCAGGAUGGCAGGAAGGACAACUUGUAUGGCUUUGUCAAGACCUUACCGAAGAAGAACUGGGAAGCGCACGCGGGAAUCUACGCCCUGGACUGUGAGAUGUCCUAUACCACACAUGGCCUAGAGCUCACCCGCGUCACAGUGGUGGACACUGAUUUAUGCGUGAUUUAUGACUCCUUUGUCAAGCCGGACAAUGAGAUUGUGGACUACAACACCAUGUUUUCUGGAGUGACCGAGGCUGACGUGGUGAACACCAGAGUUAGGCUGUGUGAUGUCCAGUCCAUUCUCCUUAGGUUGUUCAGCACUGAAACCAUCCUCAUUGGACACAGCCUUGAGAGUGACCUACUGGCUUUGAAGUUCAUCCAUGACACUGUGGUGGACACAUCCGUGCUCUUCCCGCAUCACCGGGGCCUGCCCUACAAGCGCUCCCUGCGGGGCCUUAUCUCUCAGUACCUCAGCCAGAAGAUCCAGGCACACAGCGGUGGGCACAACUCCAUCGAGGAUGCCAGAGCCUGUAUGCAGCUGGUGACCUGGAAGAUGCAAGAAGACACCAAGACCUCUAGCCCCGCUCAGCAGCAUGCAGCUUGCCAGAAGAGAGGCUCUCAGCAGAAGCUGCCUGUUUGCACUAGCCGAUACACCCAGACGCCCAAGAUGGUGGAGAUGCCUGAGAUGUCCGAGAUGCCAGAUAUGUUAUACCUGGAAGAAAGUGACUCAGAACAACUUCCCCAGCUAGAGACUUGA
This is a messenger RNA of Apodemus sylvaticus (European woodmouse), 1821 nucleotides long. Its product is annotated as exonuclease GOR-like. Lineage: Eukaryota; Metazoa; Chordata; Mammalia; Rodentia; Muridae. Bases 1 to 1821 code for a protein of 606 amino acids. Gene Ontology annotation, molecular function: nucleic acid binding; exonuclease activity. The transcript has a single exon. The record is from RefSeq and is a predicted model, not a curated record. Gene Ontology annotation, cellular component: nucleus.